Molecule: messenger RNA, 713 nt
Organism: Diabrotica virgifera virgifera (western corn rootworm)
Lineage: Eukaryota; Metazoa; Arthropoda; Insecta; Coleoptera; Chrysomelidae
Exons: 2
Coding region: 71-508 (145 amino acids)
Source: RefSeq, a predicted model, not a curated record
GUAAGCAAACACCCAUCUGUAAAAAAAUGCUCUAAGCGAUAUAUUUUGGGACCGGGUACAAGGAUACAUUAUGCUUCUGGAACCAAUUGCUAACACAAUUACCUCUGUAGAAGGUGACACACCAACGAUUUCAAAAUGUCUGCAUUUAUUUAAAAAAAUGGUUAACACCUCAUUAGAAAAUGUCACUAAAAGUCCAUUGUUAUCCAAAGAGGAAGCAGAUACAAGGGCAAUUUUUGAAAAUCGGAAGAAGUUUGCUAUUUAUAGUGUUCAUUUUGUAGCUAACCUUUUGGAUCCAAAAUAUCGUGGCUGCGAACUUAGCUCAGAUGAGAUGACUGAUGCGACAGAAGUCAUAUACAAGGUAGCACAGAAGAUGCCAGAUGUCGAUGAAGCAGCCGUCUUAGCUGACGUUGUCAAUUUUAUUGCAAAAGAAGGACUAUUCAAAAAGGCUUUUCUAUGGAAUGAGGACACAAUUGCAGCUAUCCUAGCUUCACAGUCAAUCCUGCAUUAGAAUCUGAACCGGAACCAAUGAUAAUAUCCAAUUCAGAUCAGUCGGAGUCUGUCUUUGAAAGUGAUGAAGAGGAAGCUUCAGAGUCUGAAGAAAAUGCAGAUAGCGACGGGACGGAUCAGUGUUCAUUUAAGGGAUUCGGUUAAUUAAUUGAACCUUUUCAAUCAUUAAGACGUUGUUUUUUUAUUUGAUAAAUUUUUAUUACUUA